This is a messenger RNA of Lagopus leucura (white-tailed ptarmigan), 3141 nucleotides long. RefSeq names its product axonemal dynein light chain domain containing 1 (gene AXDND1). The record is from RefSeq and is a predicted model, not a curated record. Lineage: Eukaryota; Metazoa; Chordata; Aves; Galliformes; Phasianidae. The coding region runs from base 1 to 3141 and encodes 1046 amino acids. The transcript has 25 exons.
AUGCCCACCAACGGAAUGCCAGUUCCUGGACUGAAGGCAGUUGGAAGAAAAAUGAGCAAUUCCUUGUGCAUGGAAUCUGUCAGCAAGGACCAUUCAGAGAUCCCUUUGUUAAGGGGUACAUCGAGGAUGCUGGACCACGUCAGGCCUGUUUCUUCCUCCCCAGAGUACAGUUUCGUUCCAGAAGAGAUUUUCCGAGCCCUGACCUGUGCUAGCAGUUCUCUUGGCAGCCCAGACUACUUACAGUCCCACCAAAAAACAAAAAACAUAGUGAGCUUCAGGGGCUGCUUGCGAACCCCCGAUCGGCUUUGGCAUUAUCCUAAUCGUCGGAGCAAGUUCAGACACUUGACAGACCACCCUGUCAGCUUGACAGGUGCUGGAAGGGAUGUCUCUUAUUUGUGUGAUGUGAUGAUCCCAGAAGAUAAGAAAACAGUGGCCCUCAAAAGCUCUUUUUCUCAGAGUCCUCAGGAACAAAGCAGUGGUACAGUCUCAAGUACUCCUCAAGCAACCCUAGCAGAUAGUCUGGUUCCCGAGGAAUUUCACAUUGUGAGAAAGCAGGGAGUUCUGCCCUUGAAGUACUUUGAUGAUAAAUACACAACUCUGCUUGAAGACAGUGAAAAGAGACUACGUCUGUUCCCAUCCAUGAAACCUUCUGGGAGGUUAGAGGUCAUACAGCUGAUGGAGGCAAUGGACAGCAUGUUGGAAAAAGCUGGAGUAGAUGAGCUGAUUGGAGUAACAGGACCUUCACAGCUGCACAACAUGCUGGAGCUGAUGAAGGCAGAGCAGAACAUCUACAAUGUAGUUUUCCAUGAGAUGAUUCGGCAGGUCAGCGUGGACUGCAAGGAGAGAGGACAGCUGCUUUCUAAACUCAGACAGAGGUAUGUGGAUCUCCUGGAGCGUAUUCCUCAGCAGAUGAAGGCACUGUACAAAAAAAUGAUGGCUCAGCAACUGGUUGACAGACAUAUUACAGAAGAACUACUCUAUUUUAAGGAGUGUGUUGCGCAGCUGGCCAGCGAACUAUAUGAGGUACGAGAACAUGACUGCAAGGUGACCAAAGAAGCAGAAAAAGCUCAAAAGGAGCUAGCUGCAGCCAUGCAAGAGGCAGAGGCAAAUGCAAACCUUUUGGAACAGUAUCGAGAGUUAUACGAGUUACAGAGGAGAAGGCUGGAAGACCAGGUUCUGGUGGUAUCUCAAGAGAGAGACAUCUGGAGCUCAGCUGCAUGUAACCUUGCUCUGAUGAUAAUAGAAAGAAACCAGCUCACAUUGAUUCGCAGGCUCCAUAUAAGUGGGAAGGCUCUGACCAAAGUUCUCAAGCAUUUCAUAGUCCUUCUGGCCUCAAAGGAUCUGAGAGACCUUGCUGAUCUACAGGAGGAGACCGAGCAGUUCAAAGGAAUAUUAGGUCAUGUUGGAGCAGAGACAGAGCAUUUGGAGGAGUCCAGCAAGGAAAAACUGCAAAUUGUGCUCAGAAACCUCAACAAGUGGCUUCAGUACCAACACAGUAACUUUUCUUUUCAGAUGAAAGAAGAGCUAUUGGAUGAGAUCUUAGAAGAUAUGAAGCUCUUAAUAAAUAUGCUGAAGGAAGAUGUGCAGCUGUAUGCAGGGGAGACAUACCUAGCCAAGACUGAAAGUCUCAGGAGUGCUGCCAGGAUACAGGGACAUUGGACAGAGCUAGGAGAAACGGUGCUGAGUCGACACCGGGACUUAACUGGAGCAUUGCCUCCACAGCUCGCUGCCCUGGAAGAAAUAAACCAAAGUGCACGUGAACUCUAUCAGCAAUAUAACAUAAGGAUAAGUGGGAAUAAUGGCACAGCCAGAUUUUUGACAGUCUUGGUGAGAAGCAUGGAAGAUUGGUUAUUGAAGGCGCAAGAGCUAACGCGAGGUUCUGGCAUGCAUGAAACUGAACUGCAGGCGUUUUAUCACAUGAUUCCUUCAUGGUUGGCCCAAGUGGAUGCAUUAAUGAGCAUUAUAGGCUCCAGUCAGUUGCAUAAAGCUGAAAAUGAUAUGGAACUGCAUUUCCCGGUGGUACCUAGAGAAUUUUUUAAGAGGGUUCAACAAUGGAUUUUGUCCGUGAAUACUGAGGCUGAGAAGAGCACCACGCAUCUUAAUGAAGAAGUGACUGAACUGCACAGAAACCUGACCCUGUGGCUGGUGAAUUUGCUGCAAUAUGUGAUAGCGGAUCGCUUGUCCUGUGAGUGUCCCCAGCAGCAAGAGGCAGACUUCGAGAUGGGCAAGGAGCUCAGUCUUCAGAGUGCUCAGGAACUACAGGAAGAAGCAGAAAAGCUGAUUGCCAAGAUGUGUGGACUGUCUGGUUCUGUAGUCAGCUGCUGCCGUGAGGUUGUCAGCGCAAUUGUUCGGAAGAAACGGUCAGAGAAGGAUGCAGAAGCUGAUUUUGAGCUAGAGGAGCUGGAUAAACUCAAGACUGAGUGCUGUAAUUGGAUUCAAGUGUGUAGCCUUCUCCUUUCAGAGAUCAAAGGCACUCCAGUCUCCUUUCUGCAUUUAGAAGAACUGAGAAACUUCUUUGGAUCAGAGGAAUUGGAGUUGAAACUUAAGGACACUAUCAUUUCUUCAACUCAAGAAGGGCUUAAAGCUGAUGAUGCUAACAGUGAAAAGAAACGAAUAACAGAGAAAGAAACAUCAACAGUAAAGGAGAAAAUUGUCCUUAUGCAGGAGCAACCAGGUGCUGGUACAGAUGAUAUGAGUGAAGGUGAUGAAGCUACUACAGAUGUGAUCAGAUAUGUAGGACAAGACUCCAACAUCCACCUGAAAUCCUUGAAGUCAGACAUCAUUUCAGUUACAGGGAGAGAGAUGACUGCCAGCAAGUCGUCAACUCCCUUUUCUCAGAAAGAGUUUGAAGCCCUGGCACUGCUGGAACACCUGCAAGUGCAGCUUAUAGAAACAGAAAUCCGUGCUCAGAAUGCAGAGCAGAGAUCUGAAGAUUUUGAGAAGAAGCUGGAAGAAGCCCUGGAGAGAAUCCAGGAGCUAGAGAGUGAGCUGGAGAAAAGGGGCAAAGUCGUCCCAGAACCAACACCUAAAGAAGGGCAAGAAAAAUGUUUACAAGAAAGCUUGCCUGAAGGGGAAGCCUGCUCAACUCCCAAAACUUCCACCUCUGGCCAGCACAAGCAAUCCAGAAAAAGCAAAAAAUAA